AUGAGACUUCUGCCAGCCACAUUGCUGGUGGGAGCUGCUUCGGCGGCUGUCCCCAUGCAGCAGGUCAUGGGUGACCUCUAUCAACAGUCACAGACUCUAGUCCAGGAGGGUUCAGACUUCAUGUCCAAGCCACUCCAGAAGCUCCAAGAUCAAUUCAAGACCCUCUCUGAUGAGGCCCGGCUGAUGUGGAAGGAAGUUUCGGACUCUUUUCCCAACCUGGAUCAGACUCCCAUGCUUUCGCUCCCCAAGAAGCACACUCGCCGACCUGACUCCCACUGGGACUCUGUCGUCCGUGGCGCGGAUGUGCAAAGCGUAUGGGUUGAAGGUUCCGAUGGCUACAAGCACCGGGAGAUUGAUGGAAAGCUAGAGGCCUAUGAUCUCCGUGUCAAGAAGGUGGACCCCAGCUCCUUGGGCAUCGACCCCAAGGUCAAGCAGUACAGCGGUUACCUCGACGAUAACGAGAAUGACAAGCACCUUUUCUACUGGUUCUUUGAGUCCCGUAAUGACCCCGCAAAUGACCCCGUUGUCCUCUGGUUGAACGGCGGUCCCGGCUGCUCUUCUCUUACCGGUCUGUUCAUGGAGCUUGGACCUAGCUCCAUCAACGCCAAGAUCCAGACCGUCUACAAUAACUUCUCCUGGAACUCUAAUGCCUCUGUGAUUUUCUUGGACCAGCCAGUCAACGUUGGCUACUCCUACAGUGGCUCAGCCGUCAGUGAUACUGUCGCUGCCGGCAAGGACGUCUACGCCCUGCUGUCCCUGUUCUUCAAGCAAUUCCCCGAGUAUGCCAAGCAGGACUUCCACAUCGCUGGCGAGUCCUAUGCUGGCCACUACAUCCCUGUCUUUGCUACUGAGAUUCUCUCCCACAAGAACCGGAACAUCAAUCUGAAGUCUGUGCUUAUCGGUAACGGCCUGACUGAUGGCCUCACUCAGUACGAGUACUACCGCCCCAUGGCUUGCGGUGACGGCGGUUACCCAGCUGUCCUGGACGAGAGCGCCUGUCGGUCUAUGGACAAUGCUUUGCCCCGUUGCCUGUCUAUGAUUGAGUCUUGCUACAACAGUGAGAGCGCCUGGAUCUGUGUGCCGGCUUCCAUCUACUGCAACAAUGCCCUCCUGGCUCCUUACCAGCAGACCGGUAAGAACGUCUACGACGUCCGCAAACCAUGCGAAGAUGAUUCUGGUCUGUGCUACAAGGGUAUGAGCUACGUCAGUGAGUACCUGAACCAGGAUAAGGUUAUCGAGGCUGUGGGUGCCGAGGUUUCGGGCUUCGAUUCCUGCAACUUCGACAUCAACCGCAACUUCCUUUUCCACGGUGACUGGAUGAAGCCUUUCCACCGUCUGGUGCCGGGCCUCCUCGAGCAGAUUCCUGUGCUCAUCUACGCUGGUGAUGCCGACUUCAUCUGCAACUGGCUCGGCAACAAGGCCUGGACUGAGGCUCUCGAGUGGCCUGGUCAGAAGACGUAUGCUGGUCUUGAGCUGGACGACCUUGUCAUUGUGGACAAUGAGCACAAGGGCAAGAAGAUUGGCCAGGUCAAGUCCCACGGCAACUUCACCUUCAUGCGUCUCUACGGUGGUGGUCACAUGGUCCCUAUGGACCAGCCUGAGUCCAGCCUGGAGUUCUUCAACCGCUGGUUGGGUGGCGAGUGGUUCUAA
This is a messenger RNA of Penicillium longicatenatum, 1650 nucleotides long. RefSeq names its product carboxypeptidase C PRC1 (gene cp3). Gene Ontology annotation, cellular component: fungal-type vacuole. The record is from RefSeq and is a predicted model, not a curated record. NCBI's taxonomy places the organism in Eukaryota, Fungi, Ascomycota, Eurotiomycetes, Eurotiales, Aspergillaceae. Bases 1 to 1650 code for a protein of 549 amino acids. Gene Ontology annotation, molecular function: serine-type carboxypeptidase activity. The transcript has 2 exons. Gene Ontology annotation, biological process: proteolysis.